AGCCAAUUGGAACGACUUUUAGGGUUAGACGUCUUUUCCAGGAAACCAGCAGCAUUUUUCGCAUUUGACAUAUUUUCCAUCGUAACAUACGAAUGUAACCUCAAUUCGGGUUCAGUCUUGUAAGUGGUAGGGGGAUGCUCUCGCUUUCUUCUAUUGUAUAAAGAUAUACAGUCAAAACGACUUGUUUUUUUUCGUAGCAUAGAAGGCUUAUCCUCUUCGGAGCAACUCCUUACUCGGAUCGAACAGUAAGAAGUAGGAAGUGAACCGUACUAAUAAAGAAUGUAAUAAACUGCUGUCAACAGCAAUAAUGUGUUCGUCGGAGGAAAAGAUUGAGCAACGUCCUACAUCGCCAGAAGAGUUGUUAAUGGAGCUAAGGUCAGCGCAUGCACCAUCCCUGAACGGGCGUGCGGGCUGCGAGACGUGGAGCGUUGACUUCUCCCCAGACGGCGAGUGGUUUGCCUGGUCUAUGGGACACGGCAUCGUAUGGCUGGUUGCGUGGCCCAUUGACGCCGGCAAAAAAGGCCAGGACAGACCAGACAAAAAAAUCACCUGUGGCCAAACAGUUUGGGGGCUCGCCUUUGGACCACGCCCACCCAGGGCGGCGUCAUCAAAGGCUAAUGCAGUGCCCAAUGAGAGGCCGUCCAGCCUGCUCCUGGCCACAGGUUUGGAUAACGGGGUGAUCAUGAUUUGGAGCGUUGCAACUGGUCGCCAUCUCUAUGACCUCAAAGGCCAUGAUGGCAUAGCCAGAGAGCUGGUGUUCCCUCCCAACGGAAAGCUGACCCUAAUUUCUUCCUCACGAGACAAAACCCUAAGGAUAUGGGAUCUAAACCACAAAGGUAAGAAGGCCCACGUCCUCUCUGGACACAAAGACUGGAUCAGCAGCUGCUGUGUGUCACCUGACUGCAGCAUGAUCGCAUCCGUCGGCAGGUUUGACAGGAUGGUGUGCCUGUGGAGCCUCAGGUCCUACACUUUCAUCAGGACUCUCAGUGUCUUCUUCAAGACCUUCUUCCUGCUCGUGUCGUGCGACUUCUCCCCGGACGGGGCGCUGCUCGCCACCGCGGCCUUCGGAGGCGCCAGCUGGUGGAUCGACCUGUGGGACCCCUACACCGGAGAGAAGCUGGCCUCGCUGGUGGACGACUGCAUCCACGGGCAGAACCAGAUCUCCGCUCUGCAGUUUUCCCCCGACGGCCUGCACCUGGCUGUCGUCACCGACAGGGCGGUGUGCGUCUGGGAGCUGGGCCAGGAGGACAUGCUGCUGAACACCAAGGGGCAACACGCCACCAACGGACUGUGCUGCAGCUUCCACCCACAAGGAGGGGUCGUCGCCAUGGGGACCCGGGAUGGCCACGUGAGGUUCUGGAAGGUUCCGCUCAAAGUACCCAGCCUGGUCCAUCUCUGCCGCUCUGCCCUGCGCCUCUCCAUCUCUACACAGCAGGUACAGGCACUGCCCAUUCCACGCAGGAUCCUCGAUUACCUCACCUACCGGAACAUUCCCAACGUCUUCAACGAGCCCAUCUGGGACUCCUGAGCAGGAAGAACCUGUAUUCUCGAGAGGCAGACGUUGCCCAGGCUAGUCGGAUGUGUACAUUUUGUGAUUUAUUAUGUUUUAAUUGUCAGGGAGGAGUCUCUAAUGAUGUGACUUAACAGGGUCAGGCGUGAGAAUGUAAAGCUGGAUUUCUGCACUGCUAUUGAUUGUAUUUCAGAGAAUUCUAUUUUUUGUUUGAGAUUUUAUAUGUUCAGAUUUUAUAUUUAUUGUGUAAAUCUAACUACAGAGUAUCUAGUAAAACUACAGAGAUUAUAGGACCAAAAAAAGAAUAAAGUUAUUUAUAAUAUUG
Molecule: messenger RNA, 1835 nt
Organism: Hypomesus transpacificus
Lineage: Eukaryota; Metazoa; Chordata; Actinopteri; Osmeriformes; Osmeridae
Gene: wsb2
Product: WD repeat and SOCS box containing 2
Exons: 9
Coding region: 308-1528 (406 amino acids)
Biological process (GO): intracellular signal transduction
Molecular function (GO): protein binding
Source: RefSeq, a predicted model, not a curated record